AUGGCAGAAGUCCUCUGCGGCGUCUGCAACGCAGAGCCCAAGAAGUACAAGUGCCCGACUUGUGCGCUUCCAUACUGCUCAUUAUCCUGCUUCAAGGCGCACAAAAAGACACAUUCCGACAAUACAGAGACCGCACCCAGACCAGCAGAGCCAACUCUCCCCCAACCACCACCUCCCGCCCCAAUACCACGAUACCUAAAGAAGCGCACCGACUUCUCCGUCUUAGCAACAAACCCGAAAUUCCAAACCCUACUCAAGACCCAUCCGACCUUACUGACUUCCCUCCAACGCGUCUACGCCAAGACUAUAAAACCAGAUCCUGAAGAUGAGCGGCGACGGCGCAUGCUGGAACGGAAUGCUUUCCGAGGACGGGGAACACGGGGAAGAGGCAGAGGGGGGCGAGGUGGUUGGAAUAGAAACGAAGAGAGGGAAGAGAGGUGGACCCAGAAGAAGGGAGACAAGGAUGCGAUGGCCGAGUUGAAGGGCAUAAGAGACGGACAAGGAAAAGACGGCGAGAAAGAUGCUAUGGCUGAGUUCGUUGAGCUGGUUGAAGAGCUUUUUGAUCAGCAUGAAAAGGAUGCUAUGGAAGAAGUAUGA
This is a messenger RNA of Alternaria atra, 597 nucleotides long. RefSeq lists its product as uncharacterized. NCBI's taxonomy places the organism in Eukaryota, Fungi, Ascomycota, Dothideomycetes, Pleosporales, Pleosporaceae. Gene Ontology annotation, cellular component: nucleus; pre-snoRNP complex. Bases 1 to 597 code for a protein of 198 amino acids. The transcript is spliced from 2 exons. Gene Ontology annotation, biological process: maturation of LSU-rRNA from tricistronic rRNA transcript (SSU-rRNA, 5.8S rRNA, LSU-rRNA); snoRNA localization; box C/D snoRNP assembly. The record is from RefSeq and is a predicted model, not a curated record.